AGCUGAAUGGAUGCAAACCCUUUUGGAUGCUCAUCUUUUUCUCUCCCCCUUCUUCCACCAUCCUUCCCUUUUUAUUCCCCUUUAUAUUAUUGAUUCUGCCAUUUCUGAAUUUGCAAAUAAGCUCUAACAUCCAAUAUACUUGAUAGUGUUCAACAAUGUGUAUAGCUGCUUUUAUUUGGCAAGCUCACCCUCUCUACCCUUUGCUUCUCUUGCAAAACAGAGAUGAAUAUCACAACAGACCCACUGAGCCAGUGGCGUGGUGGGAUGGGUGUGAUAUACUGGGAGGGAGAGAUGCAGUAGCAGGUGGAACAUGGUUGGCUUGUUCAAGAACAGGCAGAGUGGCUUUCCUUACAAAUGUUUUGGAGCUUCAUGCCCUCCCCGAGGCAAAGAGCCGAGGAGAACUUCCUCUUCGUUUCUUGGAGAGCACAAAGAGUCCAAAAGAAUUUGCUGAAUCACUGGUGAAAGAGGUUCAUCUGUACAAUGGAUUCAACCUGAUAGUGGCCGAUAUUGCAUCCAAAAGCAUGGUGUAUCUGUCCAACAGGCCCAAAGGUGAAGCCAUUGUCAUUCAAGAAGUUUCUCCUGGUAUUCAUGUCCUUUCAAAUGCCAAGCUAGACUCUCCAUGGCCUAAGGCACAGCGCUUGGAAAAGAAUUUCAAGGAACAGCUUGAACAAUAUGGUGAAGGUGAGAUACCCGUCAAAGAGAUGAUACACAAACUCAUGAGAGACACAGUUAAGGCUGCAAAAAGCAGGUUGCCAGGCAUUUGCUCUACUGACUGGGAAUACAAUCUAAGCUCCAUAUUCAUUGAAGUAGAAACUCCACUGGGACGUUAUGGCACAAGAAGCACCAUUGGGUUGACUGUAAGAGCAAAUGGAGAAGCAAGCUUUUAUGAAACAUAUCUUGAAAAUGAUAUGUGGAAGGAACGGACAGUGAAAUAUUAUAUUUCAAAAGCCAAAUCAUACUGAGAAGGAAUUUUACAUCCACUUAUGAUAUGUACAUGGUCGUGUUUGAUUGAUGUGCUCCGUAGAUGGGCAGGUUGGCAGAUGAAAAAUUUGUAUUUUAUCGCUAUAACAUUAUGUAAUUCUAUUAAUAUCACUAUAAAAUUUUUAUUCUUUCGCGUGAA
Messenger RNA from Manihot esculenta (cassava), 1120 nucleotides. RefSeq names its product transport and Golgi organization 2 homolog. The record is from RefSeq and is a predicted model, not a curated record. The coding region runs from base 156 to 962 and encodes 268 amino acids. The transcript is spliced from 5 exons. Lineage: Eukaryota; Viridiplantae; Streptophyta; Magnoliopsida; Malpighiales; Euphorbiaceae.